UUUCAGGAUGAAGGGAUUUAGGAUCAAGAUGAAUUUCAGGUUGACAACAUCAGUUAUCAUACUUUCAUCAUUAUUAUCUUCCUUCAUCGAUGCAGCAAAGUCGUCCAAACAAUGUGGUUUACCGCCAUUUGUUGGUGAUUUACCGGAUGCUGAAAAGAAAGAAGUUUUAUCGAUAUGGAAGGAUUAUAAAUCAGGCGAGGAUUGCGCUGAUCAGAGACAAGAAACACAAGAGAUUAUUGACAAUCUACCAAGCGAUGUACGAGCAGUGGUAUUCGGUCGAUCACCACCAUUUCUCAAAAAUGCUUCAGCUAGUGUGAAGAAGUUGUUUCGAGAUAUCAUGCAUAAUAGAACAUUGAGUCAUGAUGAGAAAAAGCAAGAAUUAAGCAAAUUAGCGGAACAAGUUUUAAAUAAAAAACAGCUCGCUGAAUUUAAACGAUAUUUGCAAGAGCAUGAACGUCGAAGGAAAGAAUUUGAAGAGGCGGUGAAUAAUCUUUCAACAGAAGCUAAAGAAAUUUACGAUAAAUUGGAACGCUUAAAAGCUGAACGAGCUGGAAUUUUGGAACAAAUGAGUGAUGAUGUGCGGAAAGAAUUACGCCAAUUAUACCGCAAAUCAAAGGGUCAAAAAGGAAGCAAUAGAAAGCAUUGAAUUAUGUUAUUUAUAGAGAAUGCUGUUAUAUUCAUGAGUUUUUGGCACUUUUCUUCUUUCGUUUUGCAAGCUCAUAAUUGUAGAUGACAUUUCUCUGGAUGUUUCAUCCUUUGAUUCAGUUUGAAUUUUUCUUUUUUCACUAACCUCAUUCUUAGUUAUUUUCUCCGACAAUAAUCAGUUAGUCUUUUUUCUUUCACAAUUAAACAUUAAAAGUUGAAGUUUUGAA
Molecule: messenger RNA, 872 nt
Organism: Loa loa (African eye worm)
Lineage: Eukaryota; Metazoa; Nematoda; Chromadorea; Rhabditida; Onchocercidae
Exons: 5
Coding region: 8-646 (212 amino acids)
Source: RefSeq, a predicted model, not a curated record